Hibiscus syriacus is the source of this 2322-nucleotide messenger RNA. RefSeq lists its product as uncharacterized. Lineage: Eukaryota; Viridiplantae; Streptophyta; Magnoliopsida; Malvales; Malvaceae. Bases 1005 to 2159 code for a protein of 384 amino acids. The transcript has 3 exons. The record is from RefSeq and is a predicted model, not a curated record.
ACCGUGUCCUCCCUUCCUCCUUGUCACCCUGUUAGCCGCCUAUUUCUCGAUCCCCAAAUUAAAUCAGAAAAUCUCCUAAUUUCUUCCUCUAAUCUACAAAUCACGUAAAUAUCCGUUCAAUUAUUGUUCUUCCCUUACGGUCGAUUCCCCCCCUACCCCGUGCGUUGAUUUUACGUGUUUCUAGGGUUAGGGUUCUUCAAUCACUUCGAUUGAGCCAAUUUUGUCCUUCGAUUUCUCAUGGGUUUUCGCUUUAUUGGCUAUUCGUGUUGAUUUUUCAUUCUAAUUUUGUUCCAUUUUUAUCGAUUCGUUUACCUUUUAGGAUUUGUAUUUGUUCCUUACAUUAGGGUUCCUUUCCAUCUGAAAUUCUAAGAAGGUUUCGGUAUUCUAAGCUGUGGCGUAAUUUUUUAGAGGAGUUAUCUGUCUUGAUUUUGCUGUUUUUCUCUGCGAAAUCGUAAUUUAGGGUUAGGGUUUUCUUGUAAUUUUGGGAUUCUCCAGGUAGUCAAAUUAGUUAGGGAAAACACGUCUCUCUGUAGUGAUGUCAAUUUCAGUCCGAAAUUAAGUGUUUCUCUCAUCUCAAUUGAGGUUUCGUGAUAUUUCUAGCAGCCCAAGGUUUCCAAUUUUAAUACAAUUUGGAGGUGUUAAAUGGGAUUUAAGCGUCCUUUUGAUGACGAGGAGCUACAGAACUUCGUUUCAAGAGUCCGAGACAGCUUGGGUAUAAUGACAAGCUGACCCAGUUUGUGGAUUCUGUUCCCCAUAGUAAUUGCCCUAAAAAACAUUGUAUUUCAGUAGAAGUUGAGGGUGGAUUUCGUAAACACCAGUUGUAUGAAGAAUUUAAGACUGAUGCUCUGGAUGAUGUUACUCAUUCGGUUGAUGAGGAUUCAGAGACUACUACUCCCUUAUCUUUGGUUACUAGCAUUUCUAGCGAGGAAGAUCCAGGCACCGGCGUAGCAGCAGCUAUUUCACCUGUUUCAUCUGAAUAUUUUGACGCUGGUUUCCCUCGAAGAAUGUUUUCUCCUGUUGAGGAUGAUUAUUGUUUCCUCUUGGAUCAGCCUCCUCGAAAACAAGUUCCAUGUGGGUCAAAUCAUCAAGCCAAUGUUCCAUCAUGGGAUAGGCAUAUAAAGAAUAAUAAGUUUGCUGUUGCUUCAGAAACUGCAGAUAAUUACAAUGAGGAUAUUAAGAUGGGAACAUGUGUUAUUCCAAUGCCAGACUCACAUUUGUCUGCAAACAGCUGUGGUAAUGUUGGUGCUGGCAGAGCUGAUUGUAGCUGCCUGGAUAGGGGAUCUUCAAGAUGCGUUCAACAGCAUGUUAUGGAGGCACGUAAACUAUUACGAGAAUCCCUUGGGCAUGAAAAAUUUGUUAAACUGGGGUUUUAUAACAUUGGAGAGGAUGUAGCAUAUAAAUGGAGUGAAGAAGAUGAAGAGAUCUUUCGUGAGGUUGUUUACAAUAAUCCCGUAUCAUCAGGUAAGAAUUUUUGGAAGCAGUUGCCGUUGGUUUUCCCAUCACGAUCCAAGAGAGAGCUCGUUAGCUAUUAUUUCAAUGUCUUUAUCCUUCAGAGGCGAGCUAUUCAGAACAGAUCCAGUAGUCUGGAUAUUGAUAGCGAUGACGAUGAGUUCUAUGGAAAUCAACAGUCGUAUGAAGUUCAAACUAUAGAGGAAGAUGAAGACUCUGCUAUUGAAUCUCUUGCUGAUCAGGAAGAUCUUGCAAACGAUCAAGACGACAAUGAUGUGGAUGAUGAUGAUAGUGGCAAUUCUGGUGGUGUUAAUGGUGUUGGAUAUGUUUUGAAGCCAUUUGAUGAGAGCAGGUUCGGUCCUGUUUUUCAACAAACGAACAAGGGUUUCGGAAUAUUGGAGGAUAUCAAUGUACAAGAUGACUCGUGUAUGUCUUUUGAGUUUCAGCCGGACAUGGUUGACUCUCAUAAUCUAAUUGACACAAAGGCAAACUCGCAUGUUAGUGAACGAUCAAUGACCGAGCUUUGCAAGCCUUUGCAACCAGGUAAACUAGACGAGUCUAGUGAGCUGGUGAGCGAUAUGUAUUUAUUGGAUACAUGUGAUGCCAAAAUCUGGGACACUAGGUAUCCUACAUCUUCAACAAAAGAGAUCGAUCUCCAGCCGACAUGCAACAUAAUCGAAGAGAUUUUUGGACAAGACACUUUGAGGUAAGAACAAAUUGUUUGCUCUUGAAAUGUCCAGAAUCUUCUCAUUAGUUAAAAGGCCAAGGUUUUGGUUCUUCAACAAUAAUUUUUCCUUGUAAAUUCCUCAACCUAAUGUAUUUUGCUUCAGCAUGUUAACAAGUGCUGUUAAUGGAAUCUUUUCUUCUUCUGUA